AAAAUUCAAGUAACAAUGCUCACGAGACAUCUCCUUCACGAGAUACAACCCCGAUUAUAUUCCGAACAAAAAUCAGUCCAAGUCAGCGUUUUGGGUGCUAACACGAGGCUAGGACGAUAUACGAGCUUUCUGCUAAAGCAGAACCCACUAGUCUCAGCCCUCCACCUGCAAGGUUGUGAACAUCUCCCGGGUCUCGCAGCCGAUCUUAAUUUUUGUGACACCAAAUGCGCCGUUCACGCACACUCUGGUGAUCACAACGUUUCGAAAGCGAUAAAGAGCGCCGACAUCAUCUUGUUCCUUCCAAACGAAAAGCCGAAAGAGGACGUCGCCUUAGGGGAACGGGUGACGAGUGAAGGAACUCGACUUUACAGUUACCUGAAGGAAUGCACAGUUUACUCACCAAGAGCCAUUUUGGUAAUGUGCGUCCCACCCGUAUCGAUAACCACCCCAAUAGCUACGGCCGUGUUUAAACAAAGUCACUUUUACCACCCGGGGAGGAUUAUUGGCUCGACAGCAUUUGCCCAAGUAAAAGCCAACACGUUGGUAGGCCGAUACCACGACCUCGAUCCUCGAUGUUGUGACGUACCGCUCGUAGGAGGCCCGGAUAUCGACCUUGCGGUACCGUUGUUUAGCAGAGCUAGACCGGUGGGCGUCGUAGGAAGAGGGCCGCAAAUAUUAACAGCGAAGUUCAGGGGGGUCAACGAAGAAGAGCUUCUAAAAUGUCCGGGUAGCCAGAAAGUGGUGGAUAAUUCUCAGUUAGCCGAGAGUUACGCGUUGAAUAUGUUGGUAUCUACUAUCGCUUUGGGGAUAUGCGGUGACCCAAAUGCCUUGGCUAACGUGUAUUUGAGAAGCAAUGUGCUGACCACAUGCCGUUAUUUAGUAAACACUGUUCGGUUCGCGAGAGGCGGCGUCGUCCACAACUACGGAGUGCCAGAACUGACGAAACUCGAACUGGGACUUUUCGAGAGAGCCGUCCUGGAGAUAAAAGACCGGGAACGGAUGGCCCGCGAAUUUGUCGAUCACAUGGAAAACAAAGACGCAGGAAAGGGCCCGCCUUUUACAGAGAAACAACAGCGGGCGCUGAAAGAAAAGCUAGCGAAGUGAAGUUUUUGUUUAUAUUUUAUGCAAGGACGAUUUCCGCGUCGAUGGAAAAACUUCUGACUUAAUUUAAACAUGAUACGCGUGGGGAAGCUUUUAAUUCAGCGAUGAUAUAUCGACGGGUAUAUUACACGUUCCGUUGAUCGGCUUUGAAUAAUUGAUGGCCCGGUAAAUUAACCUGUUUGUCUCGCGUUUAUUUGUCGAGCGGUGACCAUGGAAAAAAAUAUCUUUUCCAAAUAAUUACGUGCGGUGUGUCCUACAUGAGGCGUUGCCGAAUUUUUUUUGUGUGCAGGAUUUUUAUAAUAAUAACAAUAUUCAGGAAAUCGAUACACUCCGACGUUGUAGCAAAUUAAACAAAGCUAUACUU
Cylas formicarius (sweet potato weevil) is the source of this 1465-nucleotide messenger RNA. RefSeq names its product malate dehydrogenase, mitochondrial-like. The transcript has 5 exons. Gene Ontology annotation, biological process: tricarboxylic acid cycle. Gene Ontology annotation, cellular component: mitochondrion; cytoplasm. The coding region runs from base 16 to 1104 and encodes 362 amino acids. Gene Ontology annotation, molecular function: L-malate dehydrogenase (NAD+) activity. Lineage: Eukaryota; Metazoa; Arthropoda; Insecta; Coleoptera; Brentidae. The record is from RefSeq and is a predicted model, not a curated record.